GCUUUCUCGCGCACACACAGACCCACAGAGGCGCGCACCCAUACUCCCUCCCAUCCAUCCAUCCAUCCAUCCAUCCCUCCCUCCCUCCCUCCCCGCAUCUCGCCGGUUCGGUUCGGGCCAGUCGCUAUGCACACCGGCAGCGGGUGAUGUGCUGCUGCUGCCAAGGGCUGGACCCCAGCGCCCCCCGGCCCUGCCAGCCUCCUCGGAGCCCUUCGCCCGGCAUCCUCAGGCAGGGUGGGCGGCCGCCGCGCGCCCAGCCCUUCCCGGUCUGCCUGGCUCCCCAGCACGCCCACCCCUUCGUCCCCCCGCCCAGCUUGGGCUCGCUUACCUGGAGUAACCGCCGAGUGCAGCCCGGAUGCCUAGGAUGACAAACUUUCCCGAGGAGGGCUGACGCCUGCAGCCCGCCUGCCCACCCGCCGCCUGCCCGCCCGCGGAGCCUGGGAACCUGCAGGCGAAGAAGCAGGAAAGCGUGGAAGACGAGGGCAUCCUUUGGGGGCCAGAUGCUGCGGGGGAUGAGCCCCAGGGAAAGAUCGGCUGCAGCCUUCCAUCAGAGAGAGCCCUCCUCCUAAGCAGGAGCGGCGGAGCGGAGCCGAGCCCCCAGCCCAGGCCCCGGGCAGGCUCCUCUCCAGAACGGGGGCGACGGGGCCCUGACAGCUUAGCGUCACAUGUCAAGCGGAUCAGAGAGAGGGAGGUUAACAUCUGAACUCCACAGCUGUGUAAUGGACCACCUCCUUCUCCCGGGAGACGCAUCCUGAGCCUUGCAUACAGAUGCGCUGGCUGUGCCCAGGCUGCGCUGGGCCAGGGUGAGCUCUCUCACUGUCAUGCAAGAACGCUCCCCGAUCCUGCACCAAGCCCCUGCUGCCAAGUGACUUUAAAGGGACUGAAAAGGGAAAAAAAAACCCACUUUGGAAAGAAAAGGAAGAAAUCUGCACACGCCUCCCCAGAAGAGGUGGGCGGCAGGAAGUCUGCUGAAGACCCCUGCCCGCCUCAGGGAGGCUUCGGGAGGGGAGCCGGCCCCUAGGGAAUGAGGGCAAGGGGCGGGGAGGAGAGCACCUCCAGGAGACACCUUCAGCCCAGAUGGAUUCCCCAGCACGCCCCGCGCCCCGGAAGGCCCUCGCGAUGUUGCCCUAACGCGGCCACAGAGGCAGGAGAGCGGGGUACCGGGGCUUCCUCCCUCAGGGAGCGUUUUCUGUGGCCAGGCCCCGGAAAAAGGGAGGGCUCUGCAGCCAGGCUGUCCCAGCCUAGGUGCAUCCCCCAGUCAGGCUGAAGCCUGGGCUCAGGGCCGGCCUGCAGGAGAAGCAGAGCGCACAUUCAGCAUUGGGACGCCCCUGACACGGGAAAACCGCCCAGGGAAACUGGCCCAACAGCACCUCUCCCAGAGUGAAGGUGACGAGGACGCGGGCCGGGCGGCCCCCCGGCUCUCCACCCCCCGAACCAUGGCGAUGGCCCACUCCACCAGCGCCACAGCCGCCGCCGCCGCCACCACGACCACGACCAUGGUGGUCAUGACCACGGCCACCAUCGACCUGCGGGACUGGCUGUUCCUGUGCUACGGGCUCAUCGCCUUCCUGACGGAGGUCAUCGACAGCACCACGUGCCCGUCGGUCUGCCGCUGCGACGGCGGCUUCAUCUACUGCAACGACCGGGGUCUGACCUCCAUCCCAGCCGACAUCCCGGACGACGCCACCACGCUCUACCUGCAGAACAACCAGAUCAAUAACGCGGGCAUCCCCCAGGACCUGAAGAGCAAGGUCAACGUGCAGGUGAUCUACCUCUACGAGAACGACCUGGACGAGUUCCCCAUCAACCUCCCGCACUCCCUGCGCGAGCUGCACCUGCAGGACAACAACGUCCGCACCAUCGCCCGCGCCUCGCUGGCCCGCAUCCCCCUCCUGGAGAAGCUGCAUCUGGACGACAACUCAGUGUCCACUGUGAGCAUCGAGGACGACGCCUUCGCGGACAGCUCGCGGCUGAAGCUGCUCUUCCUGUCGCGGAACCACCUGAGCAGCAUCCCAUCUGGCCUGCCGCGGACGCUGGAGGAGCUGCGGCUGGACGACAACCGCAUCUCCACCAUCCCGCUGCACGCCUUCAAGGGCCUCGCCAGCCUGCGGCGGCUGGUGCUGGACGGCAACCUGCUGGCCAAUCAGCGCAUCGCAGACGACACCUUCAGCCGGCUGCAGAACCUCACGGAGCUGUCCCUGGUGCGCAACUCGCUGGCCGCUCCGCCCCUCAACCUGCCCAGCGCCCGCCUGCAGAAGCUCUACCUGCAGGACAACGCCAUCAGCCACGUCCCCCACGGCACGCUGGCCAGGAUGCGCGAGCUGGAGCGGCUGGACCUGUCCAACAACAACCUCACCUCCCUGCCGCGCGGCCUGUUCGACGACCUGGAGAACCUGAGCCAGCUGCUGCUCCGGAACAACCCCUGGUUCUGCGGCUGCAACCUCAUGUGGCUCAGGGACUGGGUCAAGGCGCGGGCGUCCGUGGUCAACGUGCGGGGCCUCAUGUGCCAGGGCCCCGAGAAGGUCCGAGGCAUGGCCAUCAAGGACAUCACCAGCGAGAUGGACGAGUGCUUCGAGGCGGGGUCCCAGGGCGGCGCCGGCGCCAACGCCGCCAAGACCACGGCCAGCGACCACGCCGCAUCCACGACCCCGCAGGGCUCGCUCUUCACCCUCAAGUCCAAGAGGCCGGGCAUCCAGCUCCCCGGCUCGAACGUCGACUACCCCGCAGCCACCGGGGAUGGCACGAAGGCCCUGGUCAUCCACGUGAAGCCGCUGACUGCAGACAGCAUCCGCAUCACGUGGAAGGCCACGCUGCCCGCCACCUCCUUCCGCCUCAGCUGGCUGCGGCUGGGACACAGCCCCGCGGUGGGCUCCAUCACGGAAACCCUGGUGCAGGGCGACAAGACGGAAUACCUGCUGACGGCCCUCGAGCCCAAGUCCACCUACAUCAUCUGCAUGGUCACCAUGGAGAGCGGCAACGCCUACGCGGCUGACGAAACGCCGGUGUGUGCCAAGGCGGAGACGGCCGAGGGCCACGGGCCGACCACCGCCCUCAACCGCGAGCAGAACGCGGACUCCGUGACAGGCCUGCCUCUGGCGGGCAUCAUCGGCGGUGCCAUCGCCCUCGUCUUCCUCUUCCUGGUCCUCGGGGCCAUCUGCUGGUACGUGCACCGGGCCGGGGAGCUGCUGACCCACGAGCGGGCCUACAGCCGGAGCAGCCGCAAGAAGGACGACUACGUGGAGUCGGGCACCAAGAAGGACAACUCGAUUCUGGAGAUUCGGGGGCCCGGGCUGCAGAUGCUGCCCAUCAACCCGCACCGGGCCAAGGAGGAGUACGUGAUACACACGAUCUUCCCCUCCAACGGCACCAGCCUCUACAAGACCACGCACGCCAUUGGCUACGGCGCCACCCGAGGCUACAGAGACGGCGGCAUCCCAGACACGGACUACUCCUACACAUGAUGGCAGCGCGCUCGCCCCUUCCCAGAACCCGAGCCGCCCUCUUUCCCUGCGCUCCCUGGCUCUGCGCCCACCGCUUCUUUCCACCGCCUCCUUGGGUGGAAACGCGGCUGCCUACUCCCACUGGCUACCCCUACCGACACCACACAGAACUAUUUUCAAGCCAGAAACGAGGGGAGGGGUCAAUAUUUCAGAAAAACAACAGUGGAAAAAUUUGUUUUAAAUAGGCAAGGAAGGGAAACUGAGGUCAGAUACCGUCAUUUAUAGGAAAAAUGCCAGAUGGGGGAGGGGUGGUGCAGGGAGGGAGGCCAGGAAAACCUAAAAAUAAAAACGAAAGAAUGUUGUUUUGGGGAACUGGAAAGAUAACUACCUGUACAACCACCCGUGUCAAUCUCGUGUUUUGUUCGGGGGUAAAAACGCAAAGCAAACAGGAUUUAAAAAUGGAAGAAAAAAACCCACAAAAGCCCGCAGCAGAACGUUCUCUUCUCUGGCUGCUAACUGUUGGCAUUCGGGAGAUUUUUCAAGCGUCCUACAAAGGAGAAAAGAAAAGGGGAUGGCGAGGGGGGAGGAGAUACCGUCCCCCCCAGAACCUCUCUGCUAGCUCUGGACCAUAAUCACUUCCAGAAAGACUGCCUGGCUUCCCCACAUUAGCCGAACAAUUUGUAGCUGAUUAAAGAAAGACUUGUUUUCUA
This is a messenger RNA of Phascolarctos cinereus (koala), 4150 nucleotides long. RefSeq names its product fibronectin leucine rich transmembrane protein 1 (gene FLRT1). The record is from RefSeq and is a predicted model, not a curated record. Gene Ontology annotation, molecular function: protein binding. Lineage: Eukaryota; Metazoa; Chordata; Mammalia; Diprotodontia; Phascolarctidae.